Molecule: messenger RNA, 3809 nt
Organism: Dama dama (fallow deer)
Lineage: Eukaryota; Metazoa; Chordata; Mammalia; Artiodactyla; Cervidae
Gene: DCUN1D1
Product: defective in cullin neddylation 1 domain containing 1
Exons: 7
Coding region: 380-1114 (244 amino acids)
Biological process (GO): positive regulation of ubiquitin-protein transferase activity; protein neddylation
Cellular component (GO): ubiquitin ligase complex
Molecular function (GO): ubiquitin-like protein binding; cullin family protein binding; ubiquitin conjugating enzyme binding
Source: RefSeq, a predicted model, not a curated record
GCUGACUGGGAGAUGAGGGAGUAAGCCACCCAGAAAUGUGGUCAGAGAGUUUGAGGAACAGUAAGUCCAGUGUGGCUGGGGGAGAGGGGCAUGUUGGGCAUUGGAGCAGAUGAAGUCUGAGUGGUAAGGAGUGGAGAUGGGCAUGGGUAGACAUUGGAAGGAUGUUGUGUUUUUACUCCAAGAGAAAUGGGAAGCCAGUGAAGGAUUCUGAAUGGUAUGAUAGACCUUGUUUUACUGUCUCAUAGUGUCCUGUUACAGUUACAGAUAAUUAUGUCCCAAGCAGUUUUUAAAGACAAGAAGAAAUGCAGCUUCUGUGUGAAUUUGAAUUCUGAAUAAGAACAAGUUGAAAUCAUCGCAGAAGGAUAAAGUUCGUCAGUUUAUGAUCUUCACACAAUCUAGUGAAAAAACAGCAGUAAGUUGUCUGUCCCAAAAUGACUGGAAGUUAGAUGUUGCAACAGACAAUUUUUUUCAAAAUCCUGAGCUUUAUAUACGAGAGAGUGUAAAAGGAUCAUUGGACAGGAAGAAGUUAGAACAGCUAUACAGUAGAUACAAAGAUCCUCAAGAUGAAAAUAAAAUUGGAAUAGAUGGUAUACAGCAGUUCUGUGAUGACCUGGCCCUCGAUCCAGCCAGCAUCAGUGUGUUAAUCAUCGCGUGGAAGUUCAGAGCAGCAACACAGUGCGAGUUCUCCAAACAGGAAUUCAUGGAUGGCAUGACAGAAUUAGGAUGUGACAGCAUAGAAAAACUAAAGGCCCAGAUACCCAAGAUGGAGCAAGAAUUGAAAGAACCGGGACGAUUUAAGGAUUUCUACCAGUUUACUUUUAAUUUUGCGAAGAAUCCAGGACAAAAAGGUUUAGAUCUAGAAAUGGCCAUUGCCUACUGGAAUUUAGUGCUUAAUGGAAGAUUUAAAUUCUUAGACUUAUGGAAUAAAUUUUUGUUGGAACAUCAUAAACGAUCAAUACCAAAAGAUACUUGGAAUCUUCUUUUAGACUUCAGUACAAUGAUUGCAGAUGACAUGUCUAAUUAUGAUGAAGAAGGAGCAUGGCCUGUUCUUAUUGAUGACUUUGUGGAAUUUGCACGCCCUCAAAUUGCUGGGACAAAAAGUACAACAGUGUAGCACUGAAGGAACCUUCUAGAAUGUACAUAGUCUGUACAAUAAAAACAACGGAAAAUUGCACAGUCAAUUUCUGCUGGCUGGACUGAACUGAAGAUCAAUCCUCACAAUUCAGACUGAGGGUUGAGACAAAACUUUAAGGAUACAUCUUGGACCAUAUCAUAUUUCAUUCUUCUAAUGGUGGUUUGGGCUUGUCUUCUAGUCUGGGCCGCUCUAAACAUUUAUUAUUCCAACAUUGUGGAUUUCAUCUUAUAUCUGUGGACCAUCCUAGUUUAUUCUCCCAUAAGUCUUAGAAGCUUUAUGGUGAUUAUUUUGAAGUUUCCAUUCUUGCAUAAAGCACAAUGCUGUCUUCAUCAGAAAACAAGUUUGGCAUAAGAAUUAAACAUAUGAACAUCACAGUUUAUAAAAACUUCUUAAAUAUAUGCUUUGGGCUAGUUGCAAAGACUAUGCUGAUAGCACUUCCAGUGAGAGUGAUAUAUUUAAGUGUACCAGAUCUGGAAUGGUGUUUUGGUAUGGGGGGAUUUUUUUUUUUUCCUGGCAAAUUACAUGUAUUGUUAAUGUGAGUAGAGUAUCUGAUGAAAAAAAGUCAAAAUAACCAACGUGAAAAAUUUUUAGGAUAACUUGGUGUGCCUACCCAAAAUUUUAUUGUGUUUUAGACCCUCGAUUUCAAAAGGUUCCACAGAACUAGUCUGCACUUAUCUUACCCAUGUUUAUAUAUAGUUGUCUUACAGGGGCUUUUAUUUAGAAAAACAUCUGCAUAAUGUUAGAUUCUACUCCCGUCUACAUUAUGCACCUCAUAAUUGGAUUUCAUUAUGAUUUUGAAAUGCUUAUAUGCCUGUUGAGUAAGUUAAACUAUUUAAUUUGUUUGAAUGUUUUAGAUUGCUACAUAAUACAAUAUUCUAAAUUUAGGCAUGAGGGUUUAUUUUUGUUUUGUUUUUUUUUUUUUGUCAGCACACUAUGGAACACAAAUGAAAUUCUCUUAAUUUAUAAGAAGAUAGUAGGAAUUAAAUUUUGAAAAUGGUUGUAAUGAGCCAUGAAGUUCAAUUCUUAUAGGUACUGCUCUUUCAGAAAAAUAGUCCAUUUUUGAUGACUUCUUAUUUUGUUGAAAUUGUUUUAACUGCUAAUCACUGUGGUUGCCAAAUACUUGAGGAGCAAAGAUUUUCAAGCAAGCAUGCACUUGAUGCAAAAUACAAAUCUGGCUUCUAUUUUCAUAAAUUAUUUAGUUUCUACUAUGUUUUAUUUCACUCAGCUCAGUUUUCACAUCAAAGCAGACCUGUAUCUUGUGUCUAUUUUUUUUAUUACAAGACCCGUGAACUGCUUUCAUGCUGAAAAUGCUCAUUUCUCUGUUCACUUCUUGACACGUGAAGAAGGGUUUAUUGCUUUUUUAAACAUUUCUUCAAGGCCGGUUUAAAAAAUGUAAAACUUCAGAGAUUGGAUGACUGGUUUUUAGCAGGAGUAGAUUUUGCUUGGUGUAUCCAGGCACUCUGUAAGGUCUAAUGUUGAAAUUAUCAAAGGAAUGUACUUCAGGAAAGCAGUACAUUAUAAUGUAGAUGCGGAAAUGAUUUAAAAAAACUUAUAUAUUAAAGCUACUUUUUAUUUACAUGAUUUUGAAAUUGACUAGAAAGCUCUUCCCAUAGAUAUUAACAUUCUAAUCAUAACUUUAAUUAAAAAAUAUGAUUCUAUCAAAAGAAAAUUUUGAAAAUUUCUAUUCAGGUUACUGGAAUUGGUUAUUGAAAGAAAAAAGAAGAAUCCUGCUGCUUUCAGUAUUUCCUGAUUUCAUAUUUGUAAAUAUUAAGAGGAACUUCAAUUAUGAAAUAUUUUAAUAAGAUAUAUAUAUAUAUAUAUGUACUAUUUUGUUUCCUGUCUUAAAGAUUUUGAGUUACGGUAUUGUUUUUGGAUUGAUUAAUUAAUUCCAGUACGCUGUGUUUUGAAAUGAGAUCCGAUUAGCUUUUUUCCCCCAAUAUAAAUUGUUUUUCAUAAAAGUCUGAUAUUGGUUCGUGGCCUAGUGCCUUGGGUUCUACAGACUUUUCCUUUUAAAUGCAAGACCUUUUCAACAAAAUAGUGUUUGUCAUCAGUUUGGUACUAAACAUUUAUAAUUACUGUGUAAUUAUAAACAAAACAAUACAUAAAGCUUUGAAUAUAAUUAUGUAGCAUAAAAGUUAAGGUUGUUAACUCUAUGAUGGCAUCUUAGAAUUAAACAAUACUAUUACUAGGGCCUGAAAGAGAAGACUGAUUUAAUGUGGUGUGAUUUUUCUGAGGAUAAAUGUCUGCUUACAGGGAAUAUUUUGUACUAAGAAUGCUUACACAUAAUGGCCAUGUGUGUGUGAGUGUGUGUGAAAGAGUGAGAUUGACAGGUUGAAAGGGACACAUAUGCUCACACACACACACAACUUGAAUUGCUUUAAUUAAUUAGUGUUUCAGUCUUUAUUUUGGUUAACUCCCCAUGCUGAUUCUUUGUUUUAAACUGAACCACAGGUACAGUUUCCUUUUUGCCAAAUGUCAAAACAGGUACACAUUUUAAAAUGUAAUGCUUUUUAAAUAGUAAAGUGUAUAAAAUUAGAAGUGCCCACAUAUAAAAAUACUUGAGAUCAAGGUUAUCUUUAGUGACUAUCAUCUGCAUAUCUCUGUAAGUUCAAUUGUGUUUCUUACAUCCCUGUCAUAUUACCAACAGAGGCAAUAAAAGCUUCAGUGAAAUUGC